This is a messenger RNA of Talaromyces rugulosus, 693 nucleotides long. RefSeq lists its product as uncharacterized. Lineage: Eukaryota; Fungi; Ascomycota; Eurotiomycetes; Eurotiales; Trichocomaceae. The transcript has 2 exons. The coding region runs from base 1 to 693 and encodes 230 amino acids. The record is from RefSeq and is a predicted model, not a curated record.
AUGUAUACACAAGCUAUUCUAUACGCUCUUGCCAUCGUCCCACUCGUUUCUGCCCAUGGCAAGAUCGCAGUUGUCACUGGUGAUCUUGGUGGCAAUGGUACCGGGCUCGGGAUUAGGGGAGCAGCCGUUGCUGGGGCCGGCCCAAACUAUCUGACCGAGGUCGACACGACUGUGUUUUGGUCAAGCGACAUCACUACUGACGAUGACAUUGGCUAUACUGAUGAAGCUGGUAAGAACCACCUCAGCGAUCUCGACAAGGCCAUGGAACUCUCUGGCAAUACGCUUCCACAGGUCAGCAGCGGCGGAUCCAUCAAAGGUACAUAUCAUAUCGUAACCUCCGACGGAGCUGGCCCUCUGGAGGCCCUAGUGGACGAAACCGCAACAGCCAAGUGGUCAGAAGCCAAAUCUGCAGAUGUGACAACCCAGGUACCUGGCGAUGACGGGUGGAUUUCGACUUCAAACAAGCGUGACCUGAUGAGCCGGAUGGUCGGUAGCCUUGCCAAGCGUAGAAAUGCUGUGAAUGUUAAUAAGGACUAUCCGUUUGCUAUCGAUAUCCCGUCUGGGACCAGCUGUUCGGGCACUGUGAACGGCUUGAAAAAUGUCUGCCUUGUCAAGGUAUCUAACAAUAACGAGAAUGGUCCGUUCGGUGGUGUAUUUGCUGUGCAGAUGCCCUCAUCGAGCUCUUCCAAGUAG